AUGAUUGCCGGAAUGUCGAUGUGCAGCCGCGCGUGGCGCGGUGGCUGCCGCGACGCUGUGCCGUCAAAGCGGUGGUAUAGCGGCCUAGCGAAUGAGGUCAGCCUGGAGGUGAUACGAACCUGUAGCCUCUGGGCGAGACGGGAGCCCAGGGUCGUUGCUGGCGUGAGCUCGGCUGGCAGCGACAUCAUGCUUCUGGCAGCCAGACACCUCGGACUCCAAGAUUCCGAGCAGUUAUGGCGGCUUUCGCCGCAGUCUAGACAGGGAAGAUUGCCCAGUGUAGUCAGCCAUACGAAGAUAGUCUACCAAGAUGCCGUUGCUGGCGACCGUGACGGACAGCAUAACGAUAUAUGGCUGGGCCACGCAAGAUAUCGUAGCUAUGUCGCCCUGACGCUGCAUGGGCCAACAGGAAUUGAUGGUCUGGGCUGGUGGGGUGACUUGGGGAGAGAAUCUGCCAGGUUUGAGGAAGGGGAGUCUAUUGAAGCAGUAAUGCGUAGCGACGCCGCAAAGGACGAAGGCAGCAACCAUGCGGAGGGAGACCCAACGUCGAGGACGGACACGACGAUAUUCGUAUAUCCGUACGCCAGAAAGAACUCACAGGCUAUAGUGGAAACGCUGAAUAAGUAUCGCACCGGGCUGGCGGAAAUGGAUAUACGCAGUCUCAUCUACCUAUGCGGUUCCACCGGCAGCAGCAGGGCGCUAAGGUUGCUGGGCCAGCUGAUACGUGAGCAGUGCAGGGGCCACGAAACUGCAAGCGCAAUACAUCGUGUGGAAGAGCACGCUUGGCCGUGGAUGAAUAAUGCCUCGAUGGAUAACGUCACCCAAAUAGGUUUACCCGUCGUGCUCGACGCACUGGCCAGUGCCGCAAUAAUACAGUACACUUUCGAAAAGGAGAGUGUGAUUUUCGAUCAUAUUGGCUCCCAGUUGCAGAAGCUCGACGCAAAGGUAAAGGAGGAAGGUGCCGCUUUGGCUGAGGAGGUCAAGGCACUCGACGAGGAAAUACUCAACCGCGUCGUUAACCUGCUGGUGCUCAAAAGGAACCUGUCGCAGUUCAACAGCGAUCACAUUAGAGUGUUUAGCGAUUUCAUCUGCGACCGCUUGCACAGAAUAGACCCCAAAAGUAUCGCCAACAUCGCCUUCUCUCUUGGGCACUCCAAGCACCUGGACGAGUUCUGGAUGUUCAUGAUGGCGAAGCGUAUCCAGGACUCUCCGCAUGAGUUCGGACCCGAUGAAAUUGCGGCGAUCAUGGAUGCGUACAGCAACGCCUGCCUGGAAGACCACGAGUUCUACGCGACGCUCUGCAAACAGGUCGCCCAAAAUUUCGAGCACUACAACUUGCAGCACCUCACCGUAAUCCUGAGGGCGCUGGCACGCGUCCGGGUCCGCGACGAGUGGCUGCUGGAAAACACGCUGAACCGCCUGCAGUCACACUUGAAGGAGCGAGAGAACUUCGGCGAUGACAAGGGUACGGGCCGCGAACUAGCCUACAUGACAGCUAACUGCGUAGUUGCAGCUGGAGACCUAGGUUACGUUGGCAACUGUAACUUCGACGUCAUGUGGAGGCUACUAACCACCCGCAUCAGGGAUUCGUCGUUUGACAUCUGCGCCAUCAACUGGUUGCCGCUGGCCGCGAUGACCUUCGCCAGCAGGACCACGCUGCAGACGUUCAUGCCGGUUUGGCUCAGGCACGUCCUCCACACCAUACAAAAGCUGAGGUCGAAAACGUUCGUGCUCACGAUACAACGGAGACACCACCUCGUGAGGCACGUGUUCAAGCUAGGCAUCUUGCCUCCACAACUGCUCCCGAGGCAGGCCCAAAGCAUCCUCGACGACAUCUGCGACCGCGAAUACGUACGUUUUGCAUCUGCAAUACAUGAAAGUCAGCCCAUAUAUCUAUGA
Molecule: messenger RNA, 1896 nt
Organism: Babesia ovata
Lineage: Eukaryota; Apicomplexa; Aconoidasida; Piroplasmida; Babesiidae
Exons: 1
Coding region: 1-1896 (631 amino acids)
Source: RefSeq, a predicted model, not a curated record